Suillus fuscotomentosus is the source of this 2838-nucleotide messenger RNA. RefSeq lists its product as uncharacterized. NCBI's taxonomy places the organism in Eukaryota, Fungi, Basidiomycota, Agaricomycetes, Boletales, Suillaceae. Bases 1 to 2838 code for a protein of 945 amino acids. The transcript is spliced from 13 exons. The record is from RefSeq and is a predicted model, not a curated record.
AUGUCUCAUCUAAUGUCCUUCUUCUCUUCGGACGAUCCGGUCCCUGAAGCUAUUGAGUCACACCCUCUCAACGAGCUUCCUCCAACCACAGCCCAUACGUACCCACCUGCAAGUGGUACAUUGGCUAGUCCAGUUAUUUCCUCCAACAAGGAGUGUCUGAUGGAGUUAGACAAUCCUUGGCAGUCUGUCCAUAGGGUGAGAGAUGACAAUGAGCAGCGGCUGAAUAAAGUCUUGCUCAAGGAAGUCGAUCAGUUGUUCAAGCUGCGUGAAGAUGUGCGUGAGCUACAUUUUAGCAACCAUAAUCUUCUACUCUGGAAACGCAACACGCAGGUCACCUCAAAUGUUCGUGAAUCAGAUAUGCAGUUGACCAUUGUACAGUAUCAGCAACAGAACCAAUCUCUUCAGUGUGACAAUGCUAAUGCCCUCGCCUCCUUGGACCAGAACCAUCGUAAAGAAGUAGCAGAGCUUCAGAGCAAUAUGGCACUUGGUCUUCAUAAAGCCCAAAACGAGGGCCACGCUGAAAUAGAAAACUUAUUGGUGGAGAAGGAGGUUCAAUUUGAACACGAAAUGCAUUUAGCAAGAGAUAGGUUUUUGGCCGACAAUGAAGCUGAAUUAACCCGCUUGGAUGCCAAGUAUAGUUCCAAGAUUAAUUUGUUGGAUGACUUCAUGUCAAAGACUGACUUCCGUGGCAGUCUAGGACCUUCGAAGGACAUCAAUGCUCUAACACUUGAAAGCGAUGCACCAUCCCUGAAGCACAAAAUCGAUUUUGGUGACUUGGUCACCCCUCGAAAGCGAUGUGUUCUAGAAUCCUAUUCUACAGGCGACAUGUGUCAAGUUGUUGUGGUAUAUUCUGAUAUCACGAUAUCCACAUUGUCGCACUUCCUCGAGUCCAUCCCCCACAAGUUGAUAAAAUACAUCACACUGUUUUGGAACUUCGACAUUCUCACUUCUCCAGUUCUCUCUCAAAUGAUUGCAUUACUAGAAAAUAUCUGUCCUUCUGGCGUCGAAGAACUGACAUGCAUGGGUUUCUGUGAUGGCACAGUCUCGCCGUCUAUCACUGGCCUUACCCGAAUCCAGGCGUGCAUAGGUGCAAACAACCUGAAAGCCUUUGAGGCUUCUUCACGGGCGUUUUUUUCCCCAAAGAUCGUUCCUUUCACAAUCCAGACCAUCCGUCUUUCCCCCUGUUUGGAAAAACUUCGACUGAGUUCUGUCAAGCUCAGUGCUGCACACUGGGACAAACUCAUGCACCACUUCACAAUCCCAACACUUGUCGAACUCCGAGUCGAUGCUGAUUGUGCGCCACCCACGCUCAUUCAUUUUCUAGUCCGUCAGCCUGCUGUCAGUAACCUCAGUGUCAUUCCGCGACCUGCUGGUGUUCCCUGGAGGGCUAAUCGAGUUACCAAACCUUUCAUUCUUUCUCUGUCUACCCUGGACGGACCCUUGUCACAUCUCCUUCCAAUCCUUCAGAGUCAUCGUAAACAACAAAACCUCACCUGCCUUCACAUUUCCUUACAAGCUCAUGAUGCAUCGCCUGACUACAUCACUUCCAUUUUACAGUGUGUUGGCCAUUGUGACAGCAUCGGAUAUCUCCUCCUUUCCCUACCUAAUAGUCAUUCUAGUGCAGUGAUGAUGUGUUGGUCAGGCACCCGUUCGAUGGUCCGCAUCAAACACUUAGUGAUUGACUGCUCAGAUGGUUCAGCCAGAUGUGCUACAAGUGAUUUGUUGGCACUAUCUGCAGCUUGGAUUCAAGCCCUUCCUCAAGUCAAGUGUGUUACUUUGCAAGGUUACUCGGCUACUGCUGCCGGGAUCUUGUCGACAUUAUGCGUAGCUUUGCUCCAGGCGAUGUCGAACUGGCUGUGGAUCUGCAGGUCUCACCAGACAGCCACAGCAAACUCUGGAAUUCCCUGUGCAGAAGUUCAGCAGGAGAAGGGACAAGCCUAUCAUUCUCUGGACAGUGCAGCUACAUUCACGGUAGAUGACACGCAACACAUUGCCCAAGCUCUUCAGGCUGCUGAGAAGCGACACUGCUCAAAGGCUCAAGAAGCUUUGGAUGUUGUAGAGUCACAGAUGGAUAGGGCUUGCAGCCAAAUUUUCUCUGCGACUUCCCAUGAUGUUAUGCAGACCAUCCAAGAUGAACUGGCUGUGAUCACGAUGGCCCUAAGAAACGUCAAGUACAAGAUACAUGAAGCACACCAUUUUGACUUGCCAAUCGACCUCUGUGAUGAAGUUGCCCAGAUAUCCCUCUUCCUAGGGGCUGUAUCUGUCGUCAUUUUUGGCAUCAGUCGCAGACACGGAGAGUUCUUCAUGGGAGUCCUUGCCCUCAUUUUGGGCCUUGCUAUGGAGGCUCAGAACCCUCACUCUGAGUCCCACCGUCAAAACACACUCUCUCAAAUCCCACGCUCUAUGGAAACCGCCCUAUCGCACUUCAAGCUCGACGGCCAGACUACAGCUUAUGCGGUCUCACAGCUGACUCCAGCCAAUCACAAGUCUGAUGUUGUCCCUGCUUUCGAACAUCCUUUCCUCGACGUUAAUUCACACAAACCUCCAGAGUUCAAUGAGAAAGACAUCAGAGCCGUCCAGUCAAUCCAUAGCCUUCUUACAGAAGCAGUUCCUGACCUCGAGGGAAGUGACCCUGAGCUCAUCGAGGAUCACAUUGUUGACUUAGAGAGAAGACUGUUAACGAAGAAGGUCGCAUGUCUUCAGUUCGUAUCUGUAGGUUUGGGCAUCAAGCCAGAGGUCAUGCACCCUGGAAAAAAAGUCUACAAAAUUCAUUGGGUCAGAUUGCUCCUUGCUUGGGUAGGCAUUUCAAUAGUGUUAUUCUCAUACCCUCUUAAUUGA